AUCGGGAAUGUCGAUAUCGUGGAAAACAGAGUUGAGUGUUUAGAUACUUUAUCUCGUUCAACAUCGGAUGACCAGCAGGGGGAUGGAAUCACGACGGCGGCUUCAUCCACGUGCCAGAGUGACACGAAAUCCCGCCCGACCCAAAACCCGAAAAGAUAUUGACCUCCACGAUGCAUGUGGGAAGGGGGACAUGGAGCGAGUGACACGCAUCUUGUAUGAGAGUCCGGUACGCAUUAACAAAAAAGGGCGGUACAGGUGGAUACCCGUGAUGUGGGCUGCGCACCAGGGACAGAGAGAAGUGUUUGACCUGCUUGUGAGUAAAGGAGGUGAUGUGUCACAGGUUGAUGAUGUUGGGGACAACAUCCUUCAUGUUGCCUGCUAUGGAGGACAUGUGGAGAUGGUGGAGCAUCUCCUCUCAAAGGACAUUGUGGACGUCAACACAAGGGGCCGGUACGGUUGGACACCUGCAAUGAGGGCUGCAUUUCAGGGACACACUGAAGUGUUUGACUUACUUGUGAGUAAAGGAGGUGAUAUAUCACGAGUGGAUGAUGCUGGAGAAAACAUCCUUCAUGUUGCAUCUUCUGGAGGACAUGUGGAAAUGGUGAAGCAUGUCCUUUCAAAGGAUGCCGUGGAUAUCAAUGGGAGAGGACGGCGCGGGAGGACAGCGGUGAUGAUGGCAGGAUACAUGGGGCAUGAGAAAGUGUUUGACUUGCUUGUGAACAAAGGAGCAGAUUUGACUCUAGUUGGUGAUAAUGGUGACACCAUCCUUCACUGGGCCAGUGUCAGUGGGAAUAUGGAGAUCGUGAAGCAGGUCCUCUCACCAGACAUUAUUGAUAUCAACGCCAGGGACAAGGACGGUCGGACAGCUUGCAUGGUAGCUGGAGACAGCAGUCCAAUGUAUUCCCUGCUUGUGUCACGAGGCUGUCACGUGAAGUAGGUCUUGUGUUGUGUACUGAGGUCUUUGGUAUUCUCGAUUGUGUCACGAGGCUGUCACGUGAAGUAGGUAUUGUGUUGUGUACUGAAGUCUUGUGUAUUCUCUGCUUGUGUCACGAGGCUGUAACGUGAAGUAGGUCUUGUGUUGUGUACUGAGGUUUUUGGUAUUCUCUGCUUGUGUCACGAGGCUGGCACGUGAAGUAGAUCUUGUGUUGUGUACUGAAGUCUUGUGUAUUCUCUGCUUGUGUCACGAGGGUAUCAGGGGAAGUACAUGUAGGUCUUGUGUUGUGUAGUGAAGUCUUUGGUAUUUUCUGCUUGUGUCACGAGGCUGUCACGUGAGGUAGGUCUUUUGUUGUGUACUGAGGUCUUUGGUAUUCUCUGCUUGUGUCACGAGGCUGUCACGUGAAGCAGGUCUUGUGUUGUGUACUGAGGUCUUGUGUAUUCUCUGCUUGUGUCACGAGGCUGUCACGUGAAGUAGGCCUUGUGUUGUGUACUGAGGUCUUUGGUAUUCUCUGCUUGUGUCACGAGGCUGUCACGUGAAGCAGGUCUUGUGUUGUGUACUGAGGUCUUUGGUAUUCUCUGCUUGUGUCACGAGGGUAUCACGUGAAGUAGGUCUUGUGUUGUGUACUGAGGACUUUGGUAUUCUCUGCUUGUGUCACAAGGCUGUCACGUGAAGUACAAAAUGUAGGUCUUGUGUUGUGUACUGAGGUCUUUGGUAUUCUCUGCUUGUGUCACGAGGCUGUCACGUGAAGUAGGUCUUGUGUUGUGUACUGAGGUCUUUUGUAUUCUCUGCUUGUGUCACGAGGGUAUCACGUGAAGUAGGUCUUGUGUUGUGUACUGAAGUCUUUGGUAUUCUCUGCUUGUGUCACAAGGCUGUCACGUGAAGUACAAAAUGUAGGUCUUGUGUUGUGUACUGAGGUCUUUGGUAUUCUCUGCUUGUGUCAAGAGGCUGUCACGUGAAGUAGGUCUUGUGUUGUGUAGUGAAGUCUUUGGUAUUCUCUGCUUGUGUCAAGAGGCUGUCACGUGAAAUAGGUCUUGUGUUGUGUACUGAGGUCUUUGGUAUUCUCUGCUUGUGUCACGAGGCUGUCACGUGAAGUAGGUCUUGUGUUGUGUACUGAAGUCUUUGGUAUUCUCUGCUUGUGUCACGAGGCUGUCACGUGAAGCAGGUCUUGUGUUGUGUAGUGAAGUCUUUGGUAUUCUCUGCUUAUUUCACGAGGGUAUCACGUGUAGUAGGCCCAGUGUUGUGUACAAAUACAUUUGUAUUUCUAUAAGUGUUAUUUUUGAUCUGCUUACCACAAAGCUGUCACGUCACGCAGGUCUAGUGUAUAUGCACACGUAAGCUUCAGUCAGUACCUAAAUAAUACCUUUUCUGGAUGCAUACGUGUUAGCAUACGUAAUGGGCGAUCUUUUUCAAUUUAUCUUCCCUUCACUAACCCGCUAGGUGCGCUUACCCGGACCGUCCAACCUUCAACUGACGGCGCGAUACGAGCACUACAUGUUACUAUGACGCCUAUAGACAGUUAACUAGUAUAACCUUCACCUUUAUCGGCAACGGUCACGCUUGUGUGCGGACAGCAUAUAUCAUCUUUUCGCCUAAACAAUGAUUUAUCUAUUGUCAUGCCCGGAAAUAAAUGUUCCUUGAUUUAAUGAU
Haliotis rufescens (red abalone) is the source of this 2584-nucleotide messenger RNA. Its product is annotated as ankyrin repeat domain-containing protein 50-like. The record is from RefSeq and is a predicted model, not a curated record. The transcript has 2 exons. NCBI's taxonomy places the organism in Eukaryota, Metazoa, Mollusca, Gastropoda, Lepetellida, Haliotidae. Gene Ontology annotation, molecular function: protein binding. The coding region runs from base 68 to 937 and encodes 289 amino acids.